AUACAAUUCUUAUAACAUUUACAGAAACUAUUGUUUUCUGGAUAUAUUUUAACCAAUCGAAAAAUGAUAGAUAAGUACCUUAUAGGAAUUAAUAUGUUUUAAAGAAAGCGUUCCGUUUGUUGCGUAGUAGUUAUAGUAACAGUUAUCGAUCAAAACAUUCAGUCUACGAGGGAACUUGUGAUGUUUCAAUCUCCUAAAUUAAUGUAAUUAUUAGCUUUAAUUAUGGAGAGAUCGUUUCCGGAAUUGAAGUUACCUGGAGAAGGAACACUAUUGGACUAUGCUGUUCAAGAGAUUAUGAAAAAAGAAACGAUUGAUAUAGAAUACGUGGAACCGAAUCAGAAGUCGAUAUUAUUUGUGGGAAACACUUCUUCUGGAAAGACAUCACUGAUUCAGAAAUUCUAUGGCACCAGUGAUUCGAUUGAACCUACCUUCAUGUUGGAUUAUUUUCCUUCACCACGAAACUACUUAACAAUCAACAAUGAAACAGCAAAUUGCCAUAUUUGGGAAUUGGGAGGUGGUACAUUGUAUGAACAAGCUUUAUCCUACCUUAUCGAUUCUCCAGACCUAACGAUAUGUCUGUGUUUAGAUCUUUCUAAGCCUCAGUUUCUAUAUUAUACUCAAGAAGAAUUACUGGACAUUGUUUUAAAAUUCCUUAAAGGCAGAAGCGAUUUCAAAUCAACUCACAAAUUUCGAGUCACAGCAAUACCUAAUGACCAUCCUGAUGCAGGACAUCUGAAGCCAUACCCAUUUCCACUUAUAAUUAUUGGUACCAUGUAUGAUGUAUUUAAUAAAUUCGAACCUGAAAAGAAACGGAUAAUCACUCAAUUUAUGAGGUAUCUCUCUCAUCUUUAUGGGGCAUAUCUCUUCUAUUGGACUGAUCGAAAUAAUGAAAUUAUCAAACAAGCAAAAGAUAUUUUGAAGCAUUAUGCGUAUGGAACAGAUGCACUAAAAAUAAAGAAAACUGAUUACAAUAGAGCAGUUAUUGUAUCGCCAUAUUUAGAUAAUCUUAAUGAAAUUGAUGCUACUGCUUCUAAAAUGGAACAUUCACUGGAAAAGUACAGACUUCUUUUAGAAGCUCAUUUCCCUCAGAAAAAGAUAUCUAAACCAAUUUCAGAAGAAAAUCCUGCAGAUAAUCCUAAAUAUGCUGACCCUAUUAUCGAUUUGAUUAGAAAACAGCAGCUUCAAAAGGAGGCCCUAUUUGAAAAAUGGGAUAAGAAACGCGAAGAAGAAGAAACAGAAAAAUUCAAAAUUAUUAAUCCAUUUGCUGACAUUAAACCAGACAAAAUAAGAAAUUCUGAAGAGGAAGAUGAACUGAUAGAUUUAAAAGUUAAUGAAAUAAAGACUGAGGAUCAGAAGAAGAUAUCUCAAGAAACAUAAAUGUAAAUUUUCAAGAUUUUACUAUUUUAUGAAGUUUUUGAAGAAGUAUCAUAUUUAUAAAAGAUAGAGAACAUUUUUAUUGUACUUCUUAUAUUUUGAAUACCAUGGAAAUAUAUAACUAUAAUCUUCUAAAUAUUUUUUACAGUAGCAUUGUUCUCUUUUCUGACUCUCAGGAGUGAUGAAUUUUGAUAAACAGGUGUUGAAAAAAAAGAAAAAUAAAGGAACUUCAUGAAGAAAUGAAAAAUGACAAUUCUGAUCCUUAAAUUUCUAUUGAAAUUCAAUAGAAAUUAUUACAAAUGGCUAAGACAAAGUUAGGGACAGUUAACUUAUAAUAGUAUUGAAAAGCAGACCUAGCUUAUAGAUAUUUGACAUAUUAAGGUGUGGAUGGGUUUGAAACUAAUGAAAAAAGCUUCUUGCGUGUCAAUAAAUAAAAAUGACUUGUCCGAAACAAAGAUGCGAA
Nezara viridula (southern green stink bug) is the source of this 1837-nucleotide messenger RNA. Lineage: Eukaryota; Metazoa; Arthropoda; Insecta; Hemiptera; Pentatomidae. The record is from the annotation of a GenBank genome assembly.